Molecule: messenger RNA, 7220 nt
Organism: Oncorhynchus gorbuscha (pink salmon)
Lineage: Eukaryota; Metazoa; Chordata; Actinopteri; Salmoniformes; Salmonidae
Product: transcription factor RFX3-like
Exons: 17
Coding region: 140-2431 (763 amino acids)
Biological process (GO): regulation of transcription by RNA polymerase II
Cellular component (GO): nucleus
Molecular function (GO): RNA polymerase II cis-regulatory region sequence-specific DNA binding; DNA-binding transcription factor activity, RNA polymerase II-specific
Source: RefSeq, a predicted model, not a curated record
AGCAACUGUUGCCCUGUGAGGCAGCGCCAUAGUCACCGUAGUCCUGGCGACUGUAACCCACCAACAACAACAACCUCUCGUUCCAUCAUUACCACCACACCAUCCUCAUCCUCAUCAACCAGUCCUCAGCCCAGGCGCCAUGCAGACCCCUGAGGCAGGCGCUGAAUCCGCCUCCACUGUCCACACCCCUGUGCAGUCUGCAGGCUCCGCCCAGCAGGUGUCCUCUCAGGCCCAGACUGUUCAACAGGUUCAGCAUGUAUACCCAGCACAACAGGUGCAGUACGUGGAGGAGAACAGUGGCGUCUAUACCAACGGGAACAUACGGACAUACUCGUACUCCGAGCCCCAGCUGUACAGCCAGAACAGUGGAGGGAGCUACUUUGACACGCAAGGCAGCUCAUCCCAGGUGUCCACGGUGGUGUCAUCCCAUGGCAUGGCUGACAACGGAGGGGGGAACGGGGGGCUGACCAUGGGUCUGGCUGGGGGGCAGAUCAUCAGCAGCUCUGGGGCAUACCUCAUCGGGGGCAACACCAUGGAUAACUCUGCCCCCCACCCAGCAGCCCAGACCACCCGAGCCUCCCCGGCCACUGUGAGUAUUGAAAUGGCGAUUGAGACGCUCCAAAAGACUGAAGGUUUAUCCAGUCAGAGAAGCUCACUACUCAACAGCCAUCUGCAGUGGCUACUGGAUAACUAUGAGACAGCGGAGGGGGUGAGUCUGCCUCGCUCCACCCUCUAUAACCACUACCUGCGCCACUGCCAGGAGCAGAAGUUGGACCCGGUCAACGCUGCUUCCUUUGGCAAACUCAUCCGCUCCAUCUUCAUGGGGCUCCGCACGCGUCGCCUGGGCACACGAGGGAACUCGAAGUACCACUACUAUGGGAUCCGGUUGAAGCCGGACUCUCCUCUCAACAGACUGCAGGAGGACAUGCAGUACAUGGCCCUCAGACAGCAGCCUGUCCAACAGAAACAGAGGUUUAAGCCGAUGCAGAAGGUUGAUGGUGUAUCUGGGGAGAACUUCUCAGGCGGAGGCCAGCACACCCCCAGUGCAGCGGAGCAGACUGUCAUCGCACAGAGCCAGCACCACCAGCAGUACCUGGACACAUCGCGGGCCCUGCCAGACUUUGUGGAGCUGGACCUGGGAGAGACCAACGUGGACAACGUCGGCCCAGACGACAUCAAAGCUCUCCAGUCACUCUACAGAGAGCACUGUGAGGCCAUUCUGGAUGUGGUGGUCAACCUCCAGUUCAGUCUAAUAGAGAAGCUGUGGCAGACUUUCUGGCGCUAUUCUCCUUCUGACUCAGUGGAGGGCGCCACCAUCACAGAAAACAGUGGUGUGAGUGAGAUUGAGGGCCGUCUGCCCUGCUGCAGACUGCUGGUGCUCUGUAGGAACGAGGCUGUGCUCAAGUGGAUGAGUUCCUGUGACCACCUGAUGUACCAGGCCCUAGUGGAGAUUCUCAUCCCUGAUGUCCUCAGACCCAUCCCCAGUGCCUUGACUCAAGCCAUCCGCAACUUUGCCAAAAGCCUGGAAGGCUGGCUUAACAAUGCCAUGAACACCAUUCCACAGAGAAUGAUCCAGACCAAGGUUGCCGCUGUUAGUGCCUUUGCUCAGACGCUGCGUCGCUACACUAGUCUGAACCACCUGGCCCAGGCAGCACGCGCCGUGCUGCAGAACACCUCCCAGAUCAAUCAGAUGCUCAGCGACCUCAACCGUGUCGACUUCGCCAACGUGCAGGAGCAGGCGUCGUGGGUGUGUCAGUGUGAGGAGGGUGUGGUUCAGAGGUUAGAGCAGGACUUUAAGGCCACCCUGCAGCAGCAGAGCUCUCUGGAGCAGUGGGCUGCCUGGCUGGACAACGUGGUCACCCAGGUCCUACAGCCCUUCGAGGAUAGGCCCAGCUUCCCCAGGGCGGCACGACAGUUCCUGCUCAAGUGGUCCUUCUACAGCUCCAUGGUGAUUCGGGACCUGACCCUGCGCAGCGCAGCCAGUUUUGGCUCGUUCCACCUGAUCCGCCUGCUCUACGACGAGUACAUGUUCUACCUGGUGGAACACCGCGUCGCCCAGGCAACCGGUCAGACACCUAUCAGUGUCAUGGGAGAAUUCGAUGACCUCAACGCCAUGUCACCUGCUAAUAUAGACAAAGACGAGGUGAGUGAGAUGGACAGUGACCUGGAGGAGGACAUGGAGGAGUCCGGGGAGCCGCUGGCCAAGCGGGAGAAGGCUGAGGUGGAACAUGAGCACCAGGUGAUCCAGGUGAUUCAGGUGGGGGCUCUGGAGGACGGCAGUAACCCCGUGGUGGGGGUGCUCCAGCCGGGCAUCCUGCACUCCCUGCCCCAGCCCCCCCAGAACCAUGCUGAGCACAUCCUCACCACCUCCGCCGCCACCACCACCAUCCGCCACUGCAGUGCCACCGGCAACACCUACGCCUCCGUCUGAGAGGGAGAUGACCCCCCCCCCCCCCCCCCGGGCAACCUCUCUGUCUCUCGCUGUCACGCACGUCUGCACUGUCCCCUCUGUCGUACGCUGUGUUUUCUCUGCACUCGUCUAGACACACUCCUCCCCCCUCCACCCUGACCAGUAAGGGAGCGUGAAAAACAUCACGACCACAGCUGGCGUCACACAAGCGGUGGAUGGAUGAGUAGAGCUAGACGGGAAUGUGGAUCUGCUGGGGAGUCAUGUGGACGGGCUGUCUCUGUCUGUCAUGUGGCUGUCCUCUGGGUCAGGGAGGGGGAUUGGGAGGUGGGGGGGUUGUACAGGCGUGAGACACUGGCUGACCCUACUGUAGCUGUGUAGAAGGGAAGGUGUCCUUCCUUAGAGAUUCACAUAUUUCCUGAUGUUUAAAAGCUCAAAUCCAAGCCACCAGCCCCAGAAUAACAACGGCAUUGAUUGACAGAACACCUGGUUCUCUCUUAGAUUGGCUUGUUUAGUAUAUAUCUAAACAACCACACAGGUGCUAUUCUCUUACACUACCAGAUGUUCAGACAGAAUUCAGUUGAAUGACAUAGUAUUUUUUUGAAGUCAUGAAUCUUUCGAAGCAUUGUUGAGAUAUGACAUUUGGUGGAUUAUGAUUGCUUAUUGCUUGUAAUGUGUUGUUUGGCAUCCUAUGAUCUAUUGAAUAGUGUAUAAUUGUAGCCAUGAUCCCCUGAUAAGCACUAAUGGCUUUUAGCCAUGAAGUUAGUUCUGCCCAUGAAGGAAGACAUUCUGUUAUUUAUGCUGUUACUGUGUAGAGACCGAGAAACGAGGUUAAACAGACAAGCUGUAGUACACCACUUCUACAACACUGGCUUUUCUACACAUGUCAUGCAUAGUGUGGGGUGUGCUUGACUUUUGGCCUUGGUUUGGUUGGGUUUAGAUGCUCGAUAGUGUGACAAAAUGACAUUAGUUGGACUUAUUAUCUACUGAUAUGUUCUCAGUACAGUAGGUGUGUUUUUUUGUAGGUUUCUUGAGUUCUGAAUGGACCAAAAACCAACCAACCAGAGGAAACUGGCAAAGCGAAAGAGAGCCAUCAUGGCUGCCACAGUUACCACGGUGAGGGUGAUGCGUGUUCUGUUUCCUGUCCCAACCCAACAGUGCCGUGUUGCAGAGCAGAGUGAAUGUCAGGGAUUCUAUGUACCUCGGCUUCAUCGUAGUGCCUUAAUAACCCUUACUGCAGCUGUCCAUGUAGUCCUGACUGAUUGUGUGGUUGAGAAAGGAUAGCGCGCACACACACACACACACACACACACACACACACACACACACACACACACACACACACACACACACAGACACACACAGCUCCUCUGCAUUACUGUCCCAGCAACAACUUUGUGUCUCUGGUGACUUGUGGCUGGAUUUGGGCUGGCUCAUCAGUGUUACUGCAGGGCUGGAGAGAUGCAGGUUCAGAGGUGCUUGUUGGGUUCUCUGUGCUGGUUCUUUGAAAUGUUUUGUUUGUUUGUACCUGCUCUCACUCUUUCCACACUCGAGGCCUGCUCCUGCUUUGGCCUCUGCUAUUGGGUGAAGUGUGUGUGCAUGUGCAGAUGGGAGGACUUGAUUGAGAUGUUGAUUAUGUGUGUAUGAAUGAGUCUGAACAUGUGUUUGAGCACACCCACUAGUCACCCUACCUCACACCAGUGUUGCCAGCCCGUUGACACGUUACAGCACAGUCACCAAACUUGUUCUGACAUACUAACCGUAUUACUCCUUCAACACUUCACACUAACAUUAUACAUGCCUGUUACACCACACACAACUAAAAUACACAGUCAUUUCAGCCCCUUCAGUUCUUAGUCCACAACGUCAUCACCCCUUAUUAUCUCCCUUCUAAAGUGCAUAUUUGUAUAGUGGACCAAAAGUAGAUAUUUUCUGAUAUUUAAAGAUAUAUAUAUAUAUAUAUAUAAGGAUGAUACAAUGUAUUCAUUUUGUUUGUUUUGUUUUCAUGUGGUUGAUCUGAUUGUCAUCUGUGAUUGUUUCUUUUGUAGCUCUUCUGUGAUUGGUUGAUUGACUGUGAAAUGGGUGGGGCAUGGGGACCAGCUUCUCUGAUGACACUGGAUACACAUUUUGUACUUGAACUGUUAUUGAUAGCUUUUAGGAAAUGGAGAACACACAGGAACAUUGUGUUGAACUGGAAGAAUCUUGUUGUUGAUACUACUGAAGUUACCUUUCUGUUUUUUAACUCUCAUCUGGAGAACUGUCUGCACCAAUGCUUUGCCUCGACUUCAUUUAUUAGUAUUCAUAGUGCUUUUGUUUUACUAUUUGAGAAAUUAUUCUUAAGUUAUGCACAUGUAUCCAUGCGUAAACCAGUCUUGAAAAUGGAAUUAUAACUUCUGAGAAACAAAAUGUACCUGCAAAAGGACUGGAAUUAUGUUUUCAGUGGAAGUGGAUUUAUUUGAUAAACUACAUUUUCUUUACAGGUAUAUGAGAAAGGACAAGUAGAAUUAUGUUGCCUUUCAUUAGUUUUUGCGGAAGAUAAAGUGCGUUCACUUUAAACUGAAGGUCAUCGACCUUGCUUACAGGUAAUUGAAGGCCUUUGGGCAUUUGUUUACAUGCCAAACUCUGACCUCACAGAAAUGACAAGAUCUUUCUUAAUGACUGUACUGUCACCCAACAUGCCGUUAGAUAUGGCUCUUGGACUUUGACCUUUUUGUCAUGAAAAUACUGAAGAUGUUAAGAUUAAAUGUGUAUUCAUUUGUGCCUGGAGUGCAAACGGCUUACAGAUGUGCUUUAGAAUCUUGAAAGUGCUUUUUUUAGUCUUGCAUGCCUUUUCUGUGCUGCUAGAAUCUGUUGGUUUAUCUAUUUAUUUAAUUUUAUAUGUGCCAGACAGUAAAUGCUGUAUUCACUCUGUAACCUCAUCAAACCUGCCUGUUUUAACAUCAAUUGUGUUUUAUUCAUAGUUGACCAUUCACAAAAAGUACAUUUAUAUUUGUUUAAGAUUGAAAAUAUUAGGGCCUUCCCUUUUUGGUUCCUUGAUAAUUGAGCCCAUUUCCAACGUUAAAGGUUAGAUCCAGCAACUACAACGGAAAAUAUCUUGACAUCCUGCAAAACAUAUCAGCUACUCUCAAACUAUGUCAGUUGGGAGGGGUGAGAAUACGGCAGCUUCACUGAUCCACGAGACCCAGUGCCUUUGAUUUUGCCCAGGCAGGGGGGCCUACGUCUCUGGUCUGACUCCAUGGUUCCAGAUACAGGCUCUUUAGACAGGCGUUUUAUGGUAGUGAGGUGAAAACGGCUGCUCACAGUGAGAGGAGGAUAUGUGCCUGAGGGAUCGUACACUUCUACCCUUGAUCCUGAUCUCAUCCAAACUAUGAGUACUGGUCAACUGUUACUGACCAAUGACCACACAGGACAGUUUACAAUGGAUGGAGCUUUGCUCCAGAUAUUCUCUGUUGGACUGCGCAUUAGGAGAGAACUACUAUUGUAUAGAUUUACUGUAUCACUAAACUAACAAAGAUUGGAGUAUAACUGGACUGGGAUAUUUGCCAAUAGCAACACUGUACUAUGACUUUCAUUGUUGUCACGAUCAUUUCCUUUCGUUGUAUGAUAUUCACUGAUUGCUGUACGUUUGCUUUAUUCAUUAUGAUUUGGAAUAUUUUCCUGUUCUAUUUUAAGUGCCAUUUGACAGUCUAGUGAGUUGUGGCCCGCUGUAGCACGCUCUAAUGCAAGCACACGCAUUUGGCAGUGGAUUUAUGGGGGAACCUUUUAGUUGAAAACUCCCCAGAUGUAACCAAGAUGUAAAUAUAGACAAAAUGGGAAGAAAGGAUAUUUAUUUACUGUCUCCUUAAAUAUUUGUUUUGUUCUUUUUGGAUGUUUUAUUUCAGCCAAAAAAACAUUCAUUUCUCUUUUUCCUCGUUUUGGAUAAUGUAUUGUAUUCAUAUACAGGUAACUGCCACGAUAAUGUUAACACUUCAGUAAAUGAGGGAUACAAAGUAUGUUUAAAAAGUAGGUGGUUCUACAAAGGUGUGGUUCCUGAAUUGCUUAAAAUUAAGCAAUGAACAUCCCACCAUGCUUAGGAUCAUGUAUAAAAAUGCUGGGCAGGCCCUUGUUUUGGCUAGCAUGGCUGUGCCCCUAUCCACAGGGCAUGAGUGGUCACCUGAAUGGUUUUGAUGAGCAUGAAACAAUGUAAACCAUAUGCCAUGGCUGUCUGUCACCAGAUCGCAACUCAAAUGAACACUUGUGGGAGAUUCUGGAGCCGUGCCUGAGACAGCGUUUUCCACCAUCAACAAAACACCAAAUGAUGGAAUUUCUCAUGGAAGGAUAGUGUUGCAUCACUCCGAUAGAGUUCCAGACACUUGUAGAAUCUACAGUGUUUUCAGAAAGUAUUCACACCCCUGAUUUUUUUUCCAAAUGUUUUUGUGUUACAGCCUGAGUUUAAAAUUGAUGAAAUUGAGAUUCUCUUGACACUGGCCUAUACACAAUACCCCCAUAAUGUUAGACAUUUUUACAAAUUCAUUUAAAAUGAAAAGCAAAUGUUUUGUCAAGUAUGGCAAGCCUAAAUAAGUUCAGGAGUAAUAAUGUGCUGAACAAGUCUCACAAGAAUUUCCAACAAAGAUUCAGCCACAAAGACUAGGGACGUUUUCCAAUUCCUCACAAAGAUGGGCACCUUUUGAAGUAAUUAACUCACCAUCAGGCCAAUGGUGACUUUAAAACAGUUAGAAGAUUGAUGGAUCAACAACAUUGUAGUUACACCACAAUACUAACCUAAUUGACAGUGAAAAGAAGGAAGCCUGUACAGAUAAAAAAAAAUAAAGCU